ACAGAGCAGGACAGAGACAGUAACAGCGUGUAACAGAACCGCAGAUUUAAUAUCUUUCUGAAGUGGAGUUGGUGUGGAGAUCUGUGAGAGUGAACUCAGGAUGAAGAUCCUCCUCAUCUUCACCCUCUGUCUGAUCUCAGAUGGAGGAUCCUCCAAGAAAGUAACAGGAUAUUCAGGAGGAGGAGUCCUUAUCAAGUGCAAGUAUGAUACAGAAUACAGACAAAACAAAAAAUAUUUCUGUAAGGAUUCAUGGCAAGGCUGUUUUGUACAAAUAAUGACAACAGUUAAAAAUAAGUGGGCAAAUUCAGGAAGAUUCUCACUGUAUGAUGAUACCAAAUCAGCAGAGUUCUGGGUGAUGAUCAGAGAGCUCACUGUACAGGACACUGGGACGUACAAAUAUUUAGUUGAUAUACCUUCAUGGCCAGACAUUCACUGUGGAUCUGUGGAUCUAAAGGUACAGGAAGGGUCCUUGGUCUCUAGAGAAGUGACUGCAUAUGCAGGGGGAGGAAUCAACAUCAAGUGCAGAUAUGAGGAUGAAUAUAAAGACAAACCAAAAUAUUUCUGUAAGAUCAGAACAAGUCAGUGGUGUUUUAAUCAAGUACACACAAAAUGGAACAGUGAAUGGUCACAUGAUGGCAGAUUCUCAAUUCAUGACAACAGAAGUGCAGGAUACUUCAGUGUGUUUAUCAGAGAGCUGAUUACGGAGGACACUGGAUCAUACAGGUGUGGUGUUGUUGUGUCUCAUAAACUGGAGAUCUACACUGUAGUGAAGCUGAAUGUAAGAGAAGGUCUGUCCUAUGAAACGUCCAUCAGUGAGACUGUCCAUGUAGGUGGAGAUUUAUCUGUCAGCUGUAAAUACCCAGAAUCCCUCAGGAAUAACCCCAAGUUUCUCUGCAAGAAGCUUCCAACUUCUGCGUGUUCUUAUAAUAUAUCUGUUAAAGAAAGUAGAGCAGAUGUAAAUAUGGGGAAAUUCUCCCUGUAUGAUGACCAAGCAAAACAUAUCUUAAAUAUGACCAUGAAAAAUGUAACUGAGCAGGACUCUGGUGAAUACUGGUGUGGAGCUGAAGCAGUCUGGCCAUCUGAUGAAUACAAUAUUUAUUUCAUGCAGAUCAACCUGAAAAUCACCGAUACACCCUCAAAACCAACACAAAGUUCAGCGGUAUCAUCAUCACUAUCAUCAUCAUCACCAUCAUCGUCAUCCUCCACAUCAUCGCAUACACCAAACUAUGAAGGACUUUCCCCAGUCUCCAUUGUGGUCACCAUCUUAGCAAAUAUUCUGAUUGGGCUUCUGAUUGGAAACACAUGCCUUUUUGUGGUUCUCCGAAUUAAACGCAAAAGACAAGGAAGUUCAGCAUCUAAUGACAGGCAUUCUGCUCCAGGCUCAGGAAACAGCCAUGUGGAUUUUAAAGACACCAGAGGUCUUGUUGCCUCAGAAGCAGGAACCUCUACAGGUCACUCUGCUGUGCAGAGCCCCUCUGAUCCUAAUGAAAGUGUUUACGCCAACACGAUGUUACCAACAAGCACCCGUGAGUCUGCAAGUACUGCUUCCAUGGCUCAACUACCCAGAAAUCUCCCUGAUUCCUCAAUCUCCACUGUUGAGAAACCUGAAGAAAGUCUGAUUUACACAACGGUGCGUUUUCACACCAAUGCCACUGGCUCUGAUCAUGCGGCUCCUAAAAUGAAGUUUAAAAAGGAGGAAGAAUCAUGUGAAUAUGCUACAGUGAGUCAUGGUAAUUCUUAUAGCUAGUUGUGCAUAAUGUACAUCACUCACACUUACUGGCCACUUUAUUAGGAAUACAUGUACAGUAUAACUGAUGUGAACAUUAACUGAAGCACUUGACCUGUAGCUGUAUGUAUUACACUGCUGCCACAUGAUUGGACAAUUGGAUAAUCUCUGAUUAGAUAACAGCACGAGUGUGAAGGUGUAUCGUUGUUCCUAAUAAAGUGGAUGCUGAGUGUAUUUACUGAAUACAAUGAAUCCGUCAAUUAUGCUUAAUGUCCUAAGGAACCACAUGUACUUAUUGUUCGCCAUUGUUUUUAUCCUACACUGUAGAAUUGAGAUACUGCUUAAUACUAAUGACUUGUCAAAUUGUUAAUUCUGAAUGUCCAGGAAGUAUUGAUUUAUUUUCUCGAACAGCAUCGCUAAAAAUAGUGUCAUCUACAAUUCAAAUCAGUUUUAUAUUAAUGUUUUAUUAUAAUUUUUUUGUAACACCUUACACCAGGAUUACACCUAGAAUGAAUAAAACAGGUUGAUCUAA
This is a messenger RNA of Hemibagrus wyckioides, 2258 nucleotides long. Its product is annotated as polymeric immunoglobulin receptor-like. Gene Ontology annotation, molecular function: transmembrane signaling receptor activity. The transcript has 8 exons. Bases 101 to 1747 code for a protein of 548 amino acids. Lineage: Eukaryota; Metazoa; Chordata; Actinopteri; Siluriformes; Bagridae. The record is from RefSeq and is a predicted model, not a curated record. Gene Ontology annotation, cellular component: plasma membrane.